AUCCGGAUGAAAGAGAUUUGAAUGUUUUUAGUUGGUUAGUACCGACAUGGCGGACGGAUUUGGAGCAAUAACCUGGUGGGGAUUUAGUCCCGCUCUAGACUUGCAGGAGAGCUGCCAAUGUAAGUGCAAAUUCAGCCACUUUGGCUAUGCUUACUGUCUUUUACCUGCUUUUACUCUGCACUUACAGUUGGUUAGCGUCUUCCAUUUUUUACGCGCGCUUUGCUACAUGUAGCUACUAGCGGUGUGCGACAAACUCAGGCUGCAGACUUGCAGACUGGCAGGUAAACGAGGUAAGCAUUGUUGUGAAAUGCUUUAACAGAUACUCUAUCCCUAAACUUUAAGUCUUCUAAAAGUCUAGUUUAGGGAUAGGUAAUCUGUUAGAGCAUUUCACAACAAUGUUUACCUUGUUUACCUGCCAGUCUGCAGUCUGAGUCUGCGUUUGUCGCACACUGACUAGCUACUAGACAGAAUGUGCCAGGUGUUCGAAUGUUUGUUUACUUUUUUUUCGCAUUUUUUUUUCACAGAGCAUUAUUUUUUGUACACUUGAGAGCCUUUUUCCUCCAAACAAGUAUUGUAGUAUGAAGUGAGCACUUUAAGAGGUAAACCUACAAUCGAAUAAGUGCAACCUUAACCUUAACCUUAUUGUUUACAGUAUUGACAUCACAGUUGGAAAAUUUGAAGCUCUCUGAAGAGAAGAAAACUACAGAGCAAGGUAACAAUUUGGUAAUUUCCGCACGCCACUGAUAAAAUAAGAGCCUCACUCUAAUCACUAAAGGGAUAGUCCCAGUCAAUUUGAUGUUUCGGGUAAAGCGGGGAGCUUUGUGGGGCAGCUUUGACAAGAUAAUAUUUUCGGUGUACUCGAGUUGUUCGUAAUUCAAACUUAUCAAUAGCUAGGAGGUAUUUUUGAGGAUGGCUGAACAAUCAAGAAGGUUUGUGUCUCUAGACAAACCUAUAGACAAGUUUAUCGAAGACCAAAAAAACAAGAACCGGCGAAACAACAGCGGAAAGGGAUAAACAGAACGAGACGUAAGCUUUUGUUGUGCUUUUUGUUGGAGCUACAUUGCCUUUCAUUUAACCAUUUAAGCUUAAGCUUAUAAUUGAAACUGGCUAUUUUACUUAAAUUCACUCAUUUUCAAUUGUGCAUUGAGAACAAACAGUUAAGAUUACUUAUAGUUCUUGGAUUACACGAAGCUUCAAAUGUAUCAAGCGCGUGUUUGAAUCAUCAGACGAAGACAGCCCUACGCAGUGACAAACUUGACUUGGCUUUGUUUCUUUCGUUAUUUCCUUAUUUAAUUAAGAAUUGAAAUGUUUGCUAUCCUUUGCACCAGUUAUGAUUUUUGAUUGGUGAUAUUUUCACAUGUCGAUUUUAGUAAAAACUUAAUUUUUCGAAGAGAAUUUAACCCAUUCGCCCCUGAACCGCCCGUAACCGCCCGUGCGGAUCCAGGUCCUUUCUACCCAUUGUGACGUCAUCAGUUUUAACGGUCAAGGACAACUUUCUUCACUAACUUGUGCAGAGUGAAGAGAUCUUUCAAACCAUACCAGAAUGAGCACAAUUCAGUCAAGGACACCGGAGAAACAAGCAAAAAACCACGUGACAUUGACCUGAAAAUCUCCAUGAAAAUCUUGUCCCAUUACCCACCUACCUUUCCUUUCGCCUAAUCCUAAGAUCCUAAAAGCUUUCCUAAAAACUCUUCCCACCAAAAUCAAGCCUACUAAAUGCCCAGCAAGAGAAAAAAAAAAUGAGGCAAGAAAAGCAAAAAAAGAAGGGAGGAGAGAAAGCGAAAAGUAAAAGUCAAGACUGCUGUGUCACUUUUAAACCCAAAAACUAUGUCGAAAUUUUGCUUUCUGUGCAUGCCCGAACUUCACAAGCUGAUAUUUUGCAUCUGGAUCAGAAGACCGCGAAGUGUUCGACCUGUAAACCAGUUUGUGGUAAGUUUUAGCUCUUUAAAGCACGACAGUGACCAGAAAACCACUCGACUAGCUUCAAAACGCGUUUUUCGGCAAAAUCUCCAGGAGCGAAUGGGUUAAUACAGGAGUUUUGUAAUUAUUUUAGAGAACCAAUUAAAAAUGGAUAAAUAAAAAAAUCUCAGUAUGUAUAAAAUAAACAAAUUACAGCAUGGAAAGCGCUUUGUACGGGAUUUUCACACUUGUUGGUUUUGUAUCAGAAAUCUCACUCGUUCGCUGUGCUCACUCGUUCGAUUUCAGAUACUUCACCAACUCGUGUGAAAAUCCCGUACGCACGCACUUUCCAUGAAGUAAUCUCUAUAUUAUUUUGUCUUGUGUAUAUUAUGAACCCUUGUCCUGUGUAUAUUAUGAACUAAUUUAACCCUUUAAGCCCUAAUAUCCACAUGCAAAUUCCUUUUUGCAACUGCAUAUUAUAAGUUGUGUCUGUUAUGGUGAUGAUAUUCUUUGCAUUUUUUUUAUUCAUUGAUUUCAAUAUAUAAAAUUCAUAUAUUCAUCAUUUCAUUUAUAAUUUUGUUUAGGAAAGUAUAACAUCCUUAUAAUUGGGGCUGGAGACUGCCGGCACAUUUUGAAGACCAUUGCACAUACUUGGAGACAUUCUAAGAAAACAUUGAAUGUGAGUUUUGUUAGAGUAAUAAUAGAGAAAGUAAACUGAGACUUGAUGGAUUAGUGUUUAAGGCUUAUUUUUUUUCAAUCACAUUUGAAGAGGGGCUCAGUAGAGAAAGGGAGGCUUAAUAGAGGAUUUACUGUACGUGACUACUGGCAACAUAUGCAGGAGGAUCACAGAAAGACUGUUAUGUUACAGGAACAUUACUAUACUGGCCCUCCUAUGAUCAUGGCUAUCAGUAAGACUUUAAGUUGCUGGAUACACAUGUAUAUUAAUAAUGAAACAGGUUAAAAUAUUUAAGCCUAGGUCGAUUCUUAAUUUUCUUUGUCUCAGAGCCCUAAUUAUUCAUGAAUACUAGGAAACAAAGGAAAUUGAGAAUCAACCUACACCUGUAUGUUAAAAAAAAUUAACUUGAAUUUAAUUUUGACGUGUGACAUAUACAUGUACAUAGUUAGUAGGCAGGGAAUUGACAAACUUUACAGUUCUUUUGAUUUACCUUUCCUCUCAUUUUCUGUGAAGUAGUAGAAGCAGUCUUGCUCAUAGUAGCCUAGGGAACUCCCCAGCCACUGUCACUUAGUAAGAGCCCUAUGUGAUGGACCCUUUGGUUUAGGGGGAAAAUGGUACAUGCAUUCCUUGGUGAUUUGUUUAGAGAUACUGCAAGUAGCAAUGGCCAUGUAUCUUUACUUCCUGUACAUUUCUAAAAUGGUGCACCGUCUAUACAUGUACAUGUACAUGUUUAAAAAAACAGUAAGCCCAGUGAAAAAGGCUGACUUUCUUAGGUCUAGAGUCAAAGCCAGGGUUUGCCUUAUUCAUUCUUAUCAUUUUUAUUGUUGCAGAUAUAUGUUGUUGAGAAUAAUCUUGAGAUUUAUGGAAGAGACCUCCUUCUUCUUUCUAUUGCACUUGAACCCAAAGACAGAUUGGGUUUGCAAGGUUAGCUUUGAAGUGAUGUCAAUGAGGAAGAAAUGGUGGGAUGUGGAGGAAAUUUUUACACUCUUUAGAAACUGUGAGACAGUUUUUAAGCAAAUAAUAAUAAAAUAUUUAUGAAUAUUGUUCCAUGAAAUUUACCUUAGUUAACACUUUUCAUUUUUCAACAUAGACCAUGUUUUCUUUGAAACUUUAAACUUCAAUGUGUUCACUUAUAUACAUGUGUACUCCUACAAGAUGUUUUUGAUGUAAUUUAUUAUUGUGCAUAGUUUCCAUUACCUUUGGAUUUAGUUCUAUAAAAGAACUAAAAGUAAAAACAAUCUGCUGUCUAAUAGCAUGGGGCCAGGAUGACUUAUCAGUCCAGUGGAGAUAAAAAUACUAAAUGUGGGUGCUGUUGGAGCGAUAAGUGCUAUAUUUAUGAAAGAUGUCUGUGUAUCCAAGUACUAAGUAUACAUGUAGAUGCUAAAAUACCACAGAAUAAUGUUAAUAUUAUUGCUUUCACAAUAAUACUUUAUUCAUGUUUGUAAUGUUUAGAAAAAACUGAGCUUUUCCUUGAGUUGUUUGGGAACAGCCUUGUGAGACCUCAAGCAAGUGAAUAUUUGCAGCAAAAAUCAAAUGACUUCAUCAGGUAAAUAAAACAUGAAGUCUUUACUUUGCUAAGUAAGCUUUAUAAUAAGUAUAUACACUGUAGAUGUACAAUAUUUAUCAUGUUUGGGUGAGGUCUUAAUUUGAUAAUCUUUUUCCCCUUGAGGGUCUUGAAAUUGAGUUGAACUCAUCCCAACAUGCACAGUGUUUGGUCUUAUGCAUAUUUGCAUGUUGAGAAAAUUAUAUGACCCAAGUAUGUUUCUUGAUCUGCUAAUGCAGCAUCCUAUACAUGAAUAUUAGUUUACACAGUAGAAAUUAUUUUCCAGGAGUGAAGCUGCCUGCAAUCAGACAACCAGUACAGUUUGUACCAUUGUACACUGUGCACAGAACAGAUUUAACACUAACAAUACUAAGGAUUGGAAUUGACCAACCACUAGUGGGGUUGGAAAUGCACCAGCAACGAUGGUGUUAUUAAAAGUCCAGCACAGCAAUUCAGAACAGCAAAUUGACAGCAUCAACUGAUGAAGACCAGUAGUACACUGAUGAAAUGGCGUGAAUGUUAAAAAUGAUUAUCAUGACAAAAGUGCUAAAAUAAGCCCUAUCAUACAGAAUCCAUGAUGAACAAUAUCUUAUUCCCCAACAUUGAUUUUUUAUUGUUAUAAAUAUGAUUAUCGUAAUAAUUGUGCAAAAACAUGACCUGAAAACAUUUGUCUGCAACAACUUUUGGAAGUCACAUUAUCGAAAUGGAUGUUUUUCUUUUGUCUUCCAGAAUGAUAACAGACUCUGAUUACUUGGAGGCUUUCUUGCCUUUGGUUGAUUUUUCUCAGCUGAAGGUAACUAGUAUUAGUCUUUUUUAUUAAUGCAUAUUAUGAGGACUGCAAACAGUAAAUGUUUUUCUAAACGCUGUCUUACACUGCAACUAGGAAAAAGGCGAACACUCGAAAUAUCUUGGGAAAUUGUUUAUAGUGUUUUGACCAUUCACAGCAAAGAUCAGGACAUGCAAACUAGCCACAAAACCACAAUCUAAUUAACAUUGUUGCUUGCAUGGUAAUUUUCUCACACCUGAUUGGCUUAUUUCUUGCAACGCAAUAACAUUUCAGAAAUAAUUGUGGUGUUCACAGUUUUCCCGGUUUGACUUUAAGUUAUGGCUGUUUGUUGUCAUGUAGGUAACUUUCAAAAUUAGUGAAAAGUAUCAACUUUUUUGUUUGUAAAUUCAUUGUUCAUCCAAAGCGUUUUUUUGGGUACGCUUAUUCAGGGCCGAGUUUUUCAAAGCUGGGUUAAGAUAACCCAGGGUUAGUGCGAGAUUUGAAUUCAGAUUUGAAAGCUUAAAAAGCAUUUCAGUUCUAAUUCUUUUUGUCUUCAAGUUGAUGAUUGAAAGCUCUAAAUAUAACGGAGAAAAUUAUACAAGAAAAUGCUUUUGAACUCAAGAAAGAGAAACCCAGGUUAGAUUUAACCCCGGGUUAAGCGCUAAUCGGCCUCCAAACAACUGGGCCCAGAGCUUUGAUAAAUACAGUGUAGUUUGUCAUGUUUAGUUUGUAAUAAAAAACUAACAGGCUUGUGCAAUUUUUGUAGUUCAAAGAGAGAGACCAACUGGAAAGUAUCUUUAAAUUCUGGAGGAAUACAGACCCCAAACUGUUUGACAUAUGCCAGCAUUGGUAAGCAUCAAUCUAACUGUAUAUAUUAAGUUGAACUUUGACAAUUAUUUAAAAAAAAUCUUUUUUGAGACGUAUCAGAAUUUCUAUACAUUUUGGUAGUUAAAUUGUUUCCUAGUUUUUGUGAUAGUGAUGAUUAAAAAAAAGAAUAAGUGUGGCUAUCUGUCGCCAGGGAAGUGCUGAAUUAAGCAGUUGAGUUGCUUUCAUAACAGAUCCCAUGUUUUAUUUGAUAUAUUUUUUAUCAUUUUUCCUAGGGAAGAGAGGUUAAGGCAAUACUUUACAACUCGUUAUGACUCAAGACACAAUAUCUUUGACUGGGAUUACAACAUGAAACUGUCCAAAAAGGUAGAAAUUUGUUGUUUAUAAGUUAUGACAAACUAUUAAGUGGCAAAUUGAUCUUUGUGGGUAUCAAAUUAUUCUUGUUUGUGUUCAUUUUGCCAUCAUUCCCAUUUUCAUCUUAACUUUAAGGCAGAGAUCCCAACCUCUGGCGAUCUUAAGUCUGGAGACUCUAUCUCUUGCACUCCCUCUUCCCCUGAAUUCCAACAGACCCCCACCCCACAAAAUGACCCAGCCCCCAAUUAUGACACUCAUGGGAAUGGUUUUGGUCAUUAUAUGAGGUCUUACAUCAAAUACAUACCAUCAAAAUUUGCAUUCAUCAUUGUAAUGAUGAAACAAUCUUUGUCAGUGCAGACUAAAUAUUUGCGAAAAUGCCCCAGAAACCGUACUUUUUGGGAAAAAAUGGGCGAAAUUUGAAACUAGAGCACAGAAAUACUAAAAAAAACGAUUUUAGUGGCAUUGUUUGGUAUUUUAUUACUUCAUGUGUUAUUAUUGAUAGCGCACUGAUUUGAACUUUGUUUGUUUAAUUUUCUUUCAUACAGGCCUCGAUUAUUAACAGUCAUGAGUAUAAGAGCUGGCGGGAACAGGGUGUGGCAUUUGAACUGCGUAGUGACUCCACAUAUGAAGUAUCAAACAGAUCGUUGGCUUCAGGUCUUAUUAUUAAAAAGGUAACGAGAAGAUACAAACUUUAAACAGCUUCCGUAUCUCAAAAUGCCUGAAACCAUUACUGAAAAGGAAAGAUUGAUUUUAGUUUGAGAAUGGCCGAAGGCUAUCAGUAGGGUGUUGUUAAACCCUAGUUUGCUCUUUGAAAACAGUAAAAAUUACAAAAUAUUUUGUAAAAUACUGACAAGCAAACAGCACUUCACAAAAGUUUCCAAAGUAUGAUGCUAUGAAGAAUGCCGGGAGAUCAAAAUAAAGACCCAGUCAACCCAAAAGUGAUGAACCAUUUUCAGAGAUUUGUGAAAAAUUUUCCACUAUCUUCUUUUCAUUCCAAUCAUUUUGUUUUUCUAUUUUGCCAUGACAAAAGACAGCUACGAGACUGUGAAAGCAGGUUUUACUUCUUUGACACUUGACUGAUGUUUGAAUGGUUUUUAUGUUAGGAUGGUGAGCGGUUCGCCCGCCGUGGUUACUGGGGUGACAUUAUCAACAGUCCCUAUCUAGCAUUCGGCAUUGAGAGCGAGGAAGAGUCGCUCUUUAAAACCUCUAAUGGCCAACAUGUUAAAGUAAGUAUUUUGAUAAAAAUUUAUAUAUAUUUUGUGUGAAGUUUCUACUGGAAAAAGUUGUUGAUCCAUAUGUACAGGCACCGUCAUUCACGCUUAUUCACUUUUUUCAGGCUUAAAAAACGACAAAUAAACAUCGGGCAAAUCGACUUACGUCCGGGCGAAACGACCGGUUACCCGUCGUGGAGGCACUUUCUCUCUUCCCAUCGUGCCCUGUACACUUACCUCUUGUCAAAAUUGUACUAUUUUAUCAUACCAUACAAUCUUCCAACAAAGCUAGGCCCGAACUUUCCAAUUCCAAGUUAUAGAAGUCUUUUUUACAUCGAGUUGAUCUUCAAACUCUUCCUUUUUAAAACUGGUUUGUUUGUUCACUGUGAAGUUUAUUUGUCGAACAGCGGGGAUGGCAACAAGUCACUUUGAUCCUAUCUAUAGACUGUUCCUUGGAAUGUUCUUACCAACUGAAAUUUAUACAGAGAACUAUCUCAAUGCCACAAUUUUGUCUGAUUUUUUUUUUCAUAUUUAGACAGCAACUCAUGUAUCCGAAUUUAAUGUCACAGCGCUUAUGCAUGAAAUGAUGACGGGGCAGAAGUACGUUCUGCCUAAAACUGGCGAGAAGAAAAAGGAAAAGAAAGGAAAAGCAACUCUGCAGGAAGUCACGGAGGAGGAAAAAGAGCCGGAAGAGAAAGAAGAUGUAAAGGACAAGCAAGAUAUAAUUCCUCAGUCGCGAGGUAAGUAAGGCGGCACAAAGGAAAAACACAACUAAAAAUAAACCGGGGAAAAAUGUCGUAUAAACACAGUAAUUACAGGACAGUUUAAAGCUGGUUAAUUGUGCCGAAAACAAGAAGCCGACCACUAUCCUUUUGUCCUCCUCUUGAUAACUAAACUGACCAAAGAUUAUCUUGACUUUCACGUCUAAUUUCCACUUUGUUACUCCUCCUUUUCUCUGGAAGUCUCUUUAACAUACUCGUCCGCGAGCACUUACGCUCAGGGUAUUUCUGGAUCUCAGCUUGCUAUAAUCACUACAUGGUAAAACUUCUCCUACAUUAUUUUUGCGGUUUUCCCGGCUGAUUUGCUUGACUCUCUACUCCGAUAUUUUGUCUGAAUAAUAAAAAUCAUAUUAUAUAAACACCAAUGACAUGUGAAAAGAUCACCGUUGCUACGGCUACAUAAUAAUAAAUCGCGCCUUUUCACAGCAAAAGUGAAAUGGUUUGGUAUUUCAUUAGUGUUUAUCAAGAGAUCAUAAUAGGACCUGUCCUAUUAUGGCUCUUGUUUUUACAUAAUAAAUAGAACAUUACAUGGUCGCUUGGAGAUACGAAAUAUCUCUUCUCGUAUUCACCACUCGAAGAGAAAUUUUGUUUCUCCGUGCGGCCAUGUAAUAUCCUCUAUUUCUUUAUUUCCAAGAAUAUAUGAAGUGCCCCGGUGUUAAAGUCCAUUUUCUUCCCAUAAAUUCUGUUCCUGACCUGCCAAGGAAAAGCAAGUACAGCAAACUGUUUGACAUCAUUUACUUUUCAAACAGGUAUGUGAACGCGUGCCUGAUUGUUUUGUCGAGUUUCUGUCAUACUGUAAAAUUCCUAAAAUAAGCCCCGGGGCUUAUAUUUUUCAAAGGCCCUUUUUGAGGGGUUUAUAUACGGAGGCAAAUUUGUGUUUGAAAAUCGGGUAGGCUUAUACUUGGAGGGAAAUUUGCGUCUCAAAAUCGAUUACGCUAGCUUUUUAUGUGGAAGGAAAUUUUUGUCAGUAAUUCGCCGAAAGGUUUUAUUGAGCGCGAUCUAUUCAACCAAAAUUCAGACUGGUCCAACCGGAAAAGUUUCGAAAAAGCUGGUCCACCAGUUUCGAAACUUUUCCGGUUGGACCGAACCGAUCCAUUGAGUUUUAGACCGAAAUUUCCAGAAAUUUUGGAUAAAUGGAAUUUAAGCAUUUCAUUUUCCAGGAAUGGAAAGUUAUGUAAUUUAGUCGUCGGUCCUAGUAAGGCACGGAAAAUUAAAGUUUUGUUUGAUAGAUUAGUCACUGCCGAUGACAAGGCAAGGGCAAUGUAAGAUACAGCGAAGUGAUUGAACAGCACGAACGGCACGCAUCUUGGUGGACACCAGAGUUUGUGUCUGCUGAACUGUUUAAGGUCCAAACUGAAUACCCUCAAAUGAAAGUCCUAAAAAAUCUUUUAAAAUGACAGCUAAACCUAAGGUCUUGGAAAACUAAACAAGGUCAUGGAAAAAGUCAUGGAAUUUGAAGAGCUCAAAAGAGUACGAACCCUCAUAAUUAGGAGCGGACAGCCUAGCGAUUUUACCCAUGUGAAAGUGGCUGUUGCCCAUGGGGAAGCAAAUUUUUGUGUGUGACCGAUUUCCCAAGAUGAAAUUGCCUCGAGGGAAGUCGUAAAAAGAGCAAAAGAAUAUUACCCAUGUCAGUUCCCGACGUAAGUUGUAUGGGUUAAUAAAAACCCAAAGCGGCUCAACCAAUCACGAGAAAGUGAAAUGUACCAAGCAGUAGAAAUCACGUGUUGUUUACGUCUUAUGUUCGUCUUGGGGCCAAAUCCUACGCGAAAACUAAACUCAAAGUUCCAAAAUUCAGCAGGAUUUUGAGCACUGUUGUGAAAGUUUUUCAGGUUUUUGCGUAAAAUAUAUUCAAAAGCACCUUGAAACACUCGCACGUUUUCUUUAAAUCGCUGUUCAAGAAUUCUUUUCAAUAAGUCGUUGAAAACGUACUUUUGACUUCUAAGCGAGAAUGGGUCAGAAUUUGGUUUUCUUAUAAGCGCGAAUGAAUUCGACGUCUUCCUUUUGAGUUUCUAAAAAGGGCUGAAUCACUCUUGCCAAGGUUAAUUGAUGUGGCGGUUUUAUUGAAAGGGUAAAAAUUGGCGAAACCGUUGACGAUUUAUGUCAGCCUUUAAUGUUUACCACAACGUUACCCGCGAAACCGGAUUCAAGUGUUUUCUUCCCCUUGUGCCAUUUAUGGCUGUGUGGCCGCAAAGAUGAAAUUGUUCAAAACCCAGAGUGAACCCAACCUAAGCUAUUUCCCCAUGGGGAGCCUUGGGGAAGACGUCUAGUGUGACCGCAUCUUUAUAUUUUUCCUUGGUUCGUAGAAUGGAGGUCAAUGGAGCUUUAUCCGAGUCAAAAGCUGGCGCAGCCGAAACUUGUUUUUUUGCUCUACAAUUGGGACUCAAUUGACUCCUGAUAUCUCGAACCUUUCAGGAAAGUCGAAAAAAGUCCGAGUUAUUAAAGGGGAGUUGGAAGCUAAUGACCAGAAAUAAGGAAAUAGGCUAAUUUAUGGAUUAAUUAAUUUUAAAGAGAGCAAGAAAUACAGAUUGAUAAUAUAAAAAAAAGAAAAAAAAAAGAAAGAAAGAUGGAUUAAUAUACAGAGAUGGACACUAAAUUUGAAGUAGUAGAGUGACAAAAAACAAGAACAAGUCCUUAAUUAAUUUAUUUAUGGAUUUUUUUGUUUAUUAAUUGUAGUAUGGUCCAUUUAUUGACUCCGGAAGUAAAAGAAAUCUUUGCUGAUGAAGCUAUUGUUAUUGCUGAAACAACCAAGUAAGUUUCGAUAUUUGGAUCGUUCCAGCUGCUAGAUAUUCAGCUUUUGAAACCCUACAAAAUCGCACGGCAUCUUAAUUGAGCACCUGGUUUGAUUCGGAGGCGUAAAUUGUGGAGAAGAGUACCGCUCUCAGUGUCUGUGGGUGAUAAGAAUGAUGUUUUCUCAGUCGGUGACACAGGGUGACGGAAUCAAGAAAGUUAGGGCCUAGUUACAUGGAGGUGGGGGACCUGAGGUAGGUGAGGUAACAUGUGGCGGGUCACCCCACUUAUCAUGUAAACGUGAUCAAAUUUUAAAAAUGAGAGAUUAUAUGGACAGACGGGUAUCCCACCUAUGCGGGGUAGCUCACCUACCUGGGUCCCCCACCUCCAUGUAAAAGUUGAGGUUAUUGUUGCUAAGGUUUAUUUCGUAUAGAACCUUUCGUAUACCAGCCUAAUUUCGUUUUUGGUUUGUUGUCAACACGGCCGUAGAUUAAACCGGGUCUGCAUGGGAUGCUAGUCCAUCACAGGGUUUCCACCUCUGGAAAACCGGUCGUUUGGAUACAAAGUUUUUGCGAUACAAGUCGUUUCGAUACAAACUUAAGCAGUGAAACUGCUCAACAAUUUCAAAUACUUAGGUAUAGUUAGCGCGUGGACAAACUUAUAGCGUGAAUAUUCCCCGUUACAUAAGCUAACUACGAAAAGCUAUUUGUACCUCGUCUGAAUCAACUUGUAAACGAGACGACUUUGUAUAAUGUUACGUGUUGUGUUCAAUUGUCAAGGUUCAUGUUGGACCUCAAACCGGAACAAAUGCAAGAAUACCUAAAAAAGAUAACAUCCAUGGCUCAAAGUGCUGGAUGCAAGGUUGGUGUAAAAUUUAAA
This is a messenger RNA of Porites evermanni, 11659 nucleotides long. Lineage: Eukaryota; Metazoa; Cnidaria; Anthozoa; Scleractinia; Poritidae. The record is from the annotation of a GenBank genome assembly.